This is a messenger RNA of Sesamum indicum (sesame), 813 nucleotides long. The record is from RefSeq and is a predicted model, not a curated record. Lineage: Eukaryota; Viridiplantae; Streptophyta; Magnoliopsida; Lamiales; Pedaliaceae.
AUGUCUGCAGCUGCUGCUGUUAUUACUGUUGCUGAUGCCUUGCUUGUCUCAGUUCCUUUCUACAACAGCAGACGGUGCACGAAGGAGUCCCACUGCCUCUCUGCUGCUGCUGCUGCUGCCCUUCUCUGCUGCAGCGCUUCUGUCGCUGCUGCUUUUUGCUCCAGACAACCACCUCCUGCUGCUGCAAGUUCCAUUCUGAAGCAGCACUCUGUUUGCUGCUCUGCUGCAAGGCUUCAUUGGCUGCAGAUUACUGCUGCUACUGCUGCUGUUUCUUUGCUGCUAUUGCUGCUCUGUCCAUUUGCUGCUGUUGUUCGCUGCCCUGCUGUUGUUUCCUUGUUGCUGCACAUUGUUGUUUCUGUGCUGCUGCUGCCGCAAGUCUUUUCCUGCUUCUUUGCUGCCGCUGCGGCAAGUGCUUUCCUGCAGCUGCUACUUGUCUCACUGCUGCUGUUGCUGUGCUGUUUCUUUGCUGCUAUUACUGCUGUUUUGCUGCUACUGCUGCUGUGCUUCGCUGCUGCUGCUUUGCUGCUGUGCUUCGCUGCUGCUGCUUUGCUGCUGUGCUUCGCCGCUGUUGCUUUGCUGCGCUGCUACUGCUGCUGUCUUUUGUUGCUGUUGCUGUGCUGUUCAUCCACACUGCAGCUGGGCUUUGUGGCAGCAGCUGUUGGUGUGAACCAUGGCACUGUGACAGCAGCUGCUUUUCGCUGCAAUGACCUUGCUUUUACUGCUGCCAUGCCACUUGUUGUUGUGGCUGCAGCAAGCAACUUCAGGGGGCAUUUAUGCAAAGAUGAUUCACCUCACUUCAGGAAUUCAUGGUAA